Fusarium vanettenii 77-13-4 is the source of this 1799-nucleotide messenger RNA. RefSeq lists its product as uncharacterized. The record is from RefSeq and is a predicted model, not a curated record. NCBI's taxonomy places the organism in Eukaryota, Fungi, Ascomycota, Sordariomycetes, Hypocreales, Nectriaceae. The coding region runs from base 41 to 1558 and encodes 505 amino acids. The transcript has a single exon.
CAAGUUUUUGUUUCUGCAUAGCUUCCACUCCGUUGCAAUCAUGCCCCGUCAACAAGUCUAUUAUCUUCAUCCCUUUGGAUGGGAAAACGACCCCGACGAGGAGAGAUUUCCCGUCUCCACUCUCGACUACCUUACCGCCUGCACCUACAACAAUUAUGCUCUGUUCUUCCGUCUAGAUGAUGCGGACAAGUCGAGAGCUGUCGAGGUGCUCAAAGCAGGUCUUGAGCGCACCCUCAGCCAAACCAGACACUACUGUGGCACAAUCGAGAAGGACCCUGGCGGUGGUCAUUCUUUCGUCAAGAAGAAGAACAGCACCGUCCGCUUCGUUGUCCAAUGGCUAGACUCCCCCCACCAUGACUACCCUUCCUUCGAUGACAUCGAGAAAAAGCACUUCAACGCCGUGGCUCUGGGCAACCUCGAACUCUGGAGCGUUCCCCCCAUGACGUACGGCGAAAAGCCAGAAGCCGACCCAAACAAUCACCCGGUCGCCUCGGCUUUCAAGGCGAAUUUUGUCAAGGGCGGCCUGGUCUUUCAUAUUCAUCAUCACCACUACACCAACGAUGUAAUGGGGUGGUCUGGUCUAGUCCAUCAGCUUGCCGAGAAUUGCUUCGCCUUUGCCAACAAGACACCCUUCCCUGAUUGGGACCCUUCCAAUCUCGACUUGGCAAGGCUCUGCAAAAUGGAACCUCCUGAGCAUGAGAAGAUCGAUGGUCCUCCUCCCCAGCAGCGCCACCCUGACCACACCGAGGCCGUUUCCCUCUUGUUUCAUCUGCCCAAGAGCAAGGCUGCUGAACUCAAAAGGUUGGCCACUCCUGAAGAUGGUAGCUGGAUCUCAACCUAUGAUGCAUUUUCAGCCUUCAUCUGGCGCACUCUUACACGUGUCCGUGCUCCUGUGUUCAACCCCGACAUGUCGUCCAAGAUCUUCUGGUCCGAGACGAUUGACAUGAGGAGGCGCUUCCACAACCCAAAGCCCCCAGCCCGCCUACAGCAAAAUGCCAUGUUCUCCGCUAUAUCCCCCACUGCGCCGGUGGAGCAGCCUAAUGUGGGAGAGGUCAUCUCGGAGUGGCCUCUGUGGCAGAUCGCCGCCUAUAUCCGCAAGAUGACCAACAGCGUCACCCAAGAGUCACUGGACAAAACACUGGAGAUGGUUGCGACGGCUCGUGACAAGACUACCAUGAACAUACGUAUCGACGCUCAGCCACCUUUGUCGAUUCUGCAAGCCGAUCACCGGGACGCCAGUGUCAGUAGGCUCGACUUUGGCUUCGCAACGCCCGUCACGUACCGCCAUCUGAUCAACCGAGUUACCACGGGCGUCAUCAUGAUUUACCCACCGCGAGACCCUUCGCCUGAGUCAGAUGAAGGACCCGAGUUUUCUAUAUUCUAUGAGAAGAGGCUGGCUCAAGAUUUGAUCUCUGACCCUGCGUGGAAUGAGUACUUUGAGUAUCGAGGCAUUGAUGCCGAAGACGCAACUGAGUCUGUCAAUGUCAAUGUCAAUGGAAAGAUGAAUGGUCACACAAGUGGCCAUGCCAGUACUAACGACGAGAAGAAUGGGCUGUGAGUGACAAGAUGGACUGAGAUGGAGGAUUGGGCACCUUGGUCUGCUGAGUUCAGAACUACGACCAUAUUCAUGGUUACAUUGGAUUUUCUUAUCAUUGCUUCGUCAAUAUACCAGGUUGCUUCUCAUGCAGAAAAACUAGCACAAACUCCCGCAGCGGAUGAGGGCAGCCUCGGAGACAGAUCGGAGAAAGGUCGUAACCAAUGAAGAACUAGCUUUCAAUAGCAAGCUCAUUCCUUUUAUG